Molecule: messenger RNA, 823 nt
Organism: Diabrotica virgifera virgifera (western corn rootworm)
Lineage: Eukaryota; Metazoa; Arthropoda; Insecta; Coleoptera; Chrysomelidae
Product: activator of basal transcription 1
Exons: 3
Coding region: 155-790 (211 amino acids)
Biological process (GO): endonucleolytic cleavage in 5'-ETS of tricistronic rRNA transcript (SSU-rRNA, 5.8S rRNA, LSU-rRNA); small-subunit processome assembly; endonucleolytic cleavage in ITS1 to separate SSU-rRNA from 5.8S rRNA and LSU-rRNA from tricistronic rRNA transcript (SSU-rRNA, 5.8S rRNA, LSU-rRNA)
Cellular component (GO): nucleolus
Molecular function (GO): RNA binding
Source: RefSeq, a predicted model, not a curated record
UUUCAUAUGUCAAAUUCAAACGUAUAACCUCAAAAAAAAUCAGGAGGGUUGAAAAUUUGUUUUUGAUGAAUGUUUAAAGUAAAACUUGAUUUUAGUGUAAGAAGACGUAUUAAGUAAGAAUAAAAAUUUUUAGAGUUUGUUGAUUUAUAUAAAUAUGACUGAAGAAAUGGAAAAUUCGGAUUCAGAACCCACUACCAGCAUAGAAAAGAGCAAAAAGAAACCUAAAAGAGGGAUUAUUUAUUUAUCUACAAUACCUCCAUACAUGAAUGUGGCAAAAAUUAGAGAAUUUUUUAGUGAUUUUGGACAAGUAGGAAGAAUAUAUUUAGAAUUGGCAGAUAAAGAAUUGAAAUCAAAAGAUAAAGACAAGCCAAAAAAGAAACGAAAAGUAGCAAAAAAAUUCUCAGAAGGUUGGGUAGAAUUUGAAAGAAAGUAUAUAGCCAAACAAGUAGCUGCUCUUCUUAAUAAUACACAGGUUAGCAAUAGGAAAAAAUCUAAACAGUAUGACUGUAUGUGGAAUAUUAAAUAUUUAUCGAAUUUUAAAUGGACACACUUACAUGAAAGAUUGGCAUAUGAAAAAGCAGCAAGAAGACAGAAACUGAGGGCAGAAAUACAAUUAGCCAAAAAGAAGAGCAACUUCUUUGCAUCAAAUGUUGAAAAAACUAAAAAGAAUAAAACAGUAGUGAAUAAAGAAUUUGAAAAUAUUGAAGAAAAGGUUGCAGAACAGAUGGAUGCUGAAGAAGAUAAGGAAAAGAGUGAUGAUAGGAAAGAAUUUUUACAAUCUCUUUUUUAAUAUUGGUGUUAAUAAACAUGAUUCAUAAACGUU